Darwinula stevensoni is the source of this 597-nucleotide messenger RNA. NCBI's taxonomy places the organism in Eukaryota, Metazoa, Arthropoda, Ostracoda, Podocopida, Darwinulidae. The record is from the annotation of a GenBank genome assembly.
CAAGGUGCCGACCGUGGUACUCAAUAUAGAUCUGCGAUUUUCUACACAACUGAUAGUCAGAAAGAUAUUGCAAUAGAUUCUAAAGUUAAUGUAGCUACUUCGCUUUGGAAUGAUCCUAUUGUGACAGAAAUUGUGGCUGCUGAAGUUUUUUAUAAAGCAGAAGAUUAUCAUCAAAAUUAUUUUGAGACUAAUCCAGAGCAAUCAUAUUGUGCGAUUAAUAAUAUGGAAACCAAAUAUAAUCCACUGACGCCAGAAGAAGAAUAUGUCAUCGUAAAUAAAGGUACAGAAAGACCUUUUACUGGAGAAUAUGAUAAGUUUUUUGCACCCGGCACCUUCAUUUGUAGGAGAUGCAAUCACGAAUUAUAUCAUGCAUCAUCAAAAUUUGACUCUGGAUGCGGAUGGCCCGCGUUUGAUGAUGAAAUACCUGGUGCUGUAAGAAGAAUCACUGACAAAGAUGGACGUCGUACAGAAAUCUUAUGUAAUAAUUGUGGAGGACACCUUGGUCACGUAUUUGUAGGUGAAAGGUUAACUGCUAAAAAUACCAGACAUUGUGUUAAUUCACUUUCGAUCAGAUUUGUUCCUAAAAAUGAUAAUGCG